AUGGCGUCUGGCGGGUUGAAGGCAUCAGGCCCAUGUAGGGGCGUCACCUCUCUGUGGGGGCAUCAGACCCUUGUGGGGCGUCUGGCCCGAGCGCAUGGCCCGAGCGCAUGGCCCAAGGUGGAGCGUAUGACCCAAGGUGGGGCAUCGGGUCUAUGUGGGGAUUCAUGUCCCUGUGGAGAAUUAGGCUCAUGGAAGGGGGCAUCAGGUCCUUGUGAGGGCAUCAAGCUCUUGUGA
This is a messenger RNA of Arabis nemorensis, 234 nucleotides long. Lineage: Eukaryota; Viridiplantae; Streptophyta; Magnoliopsida; Brassicales; Brassicaceae. The record is from the annotation of a GenBank genome assembly.